CUCUGCCAAUGGAAGGGCGCGAGGCGGUGUACCCGGGCAGAGCGCGGACCGCAGCGCGCGGGGCUCCGGGGGCAUCCGCCGCUCGGCUCCGUCUGCGGCCCUCGUCCGCCCGUCCUGCGCCCUUCCUGCGGCCGCGCUGCCCAGCCCUCGCGCGUCGGCGAGGUCGACCAGCAGCAUGGCGGUGGAGGAAGAGGGGCUGCGGGUCUUCCAGAGCGUGAGGAUCAAGAUCGGUGAAGCCAAGAACCUUCCUUCCUACCCGGGGCCAAACAAGAUGCGGGACUGCUACUGCACAGUGAACCUGGACCAGGAGGAGGUUUUCCGGACCAAGAUUGUCGAGAAGUCGCUCUGCCCCUUUUAUGGAGAGGACUUUUACUGUGAAAUCCCUCGGAGUUUUCGUCACCUGUCCUUUUACAUUUUUGAUAGAGAUGUUUUCCGAAGGGAUUCCAUCAUAGGCAAGGUGGCCAUCCAGAAGGAGGACUUGCAGAGGUACCACAACAGGGACACGUGGUUCCAGCUCCAGCACGUGGAUGCGGACUCAGAGGUGCAGGGCAAGGUCCACCUGGAGCUGAGACUGAGUGAGGUCAUUACAGACACCGGCGUUGUCUGCCACAAACUUGCCGCGCGCAUCUUCGAGUGCCAGGGCCUCCCCAUUGUGAAUGGGCAGUGCGACCCUUACGCCACAGUGACGUUGGCUGGACCCUUCAGGUCUGAAGCAAAGAAAACAAAGGUGAAGAAGAAAACCAACAAUCCCCAAUUUGAUGAGGUGUUUUACUUUGAGGUCACCAGACCCUGCAGCUACAGCAAGAAGUCCCACUUCGACUUUGAGGAGGAAGACGUAGACAAACUCGAAAUUCGAGUUGACCUCUGGAACGCCAGCAACCUGAAGUUUGGGGACGAGUUUCUUGGGGAGCUGAGGAUCCCUCUCAGGGUGCUUCGACACUCUAGCUCAUACGAAGCUUGGUACUUCCUCCAGCCCCGAGACAAUGGUGGUAAGAGCCUGAAGCCAGACGACUUGGGGUCACUGAGGCUGAACGUAGUUUAUACAGAAGACCACGUCUUCUCCUCUGAGUACUACAGCCCACUGCGUGACCUGCUGUUGAAGUCUGCGGAUGUGGAGCCUGUCUCCGCCUCAGCAGCUCACAUCCUGGGUGAGGUAUGCAGAGAUAAGCAAGAGGCAGCCAUUCCCCUGGUACGGCUCCUGCUGCACUAUGGCAGGGUAGUGCCAUUCAUCAGUGCCAUCGCCAGUGCAGAGGUGAAGAGGACCCAGGACCCCAACACCAUCUUCCGAGGAAACUCACUGACAUCUAAGUGCAUAGAUGAGACGAUGAAGCUGGCAGGCAUGCACUACCUCCAUGUGACCCUGAAGCCCACCAUUGAGGAGAUCUGCCAGAGCCACAAGUCCUGUGAAAUCGACCCCGUGAAGCUGAAGGAUGGUGAAAACCUUGAGAACAACAUGGAGAGCCUGAGGCAGUAUGUGGAUCGCAUCUUCACGGUCAUCACUAAGUCUGGAGUGAGCUGUCCCACCGUCAUGUGUGACAUCUUCUUUUCCCUGCGGGAGGCGGCUGCCAAGCGCUUCCAAGAUGACCUGGAUGUGAGGUACACUGCCGUGAGCAGCUUCAUCUUCCUGCGGUUCUUUGCUCCUGCCAUCCUGUCCCCGAACCUUUUCCAGCUGACACCCCACCACACGGACCCACAGACUUCCAGAACCCUGACACUUAUCUCAAAAACGAUCCAGACUCUUGGCAGCUUGUCCAAGUCCAAGUCAGCCAGUUUUAAGGAGUCGUACAUGGCGACGUUCUAUGAAUUCUUCAAUGAGCAGAAGUACGCAGAUGCUGUGAAAAAUUUCCUGGACUUGAUCUCAUCCUCCGGGAGAAGGGACCCUAAGAGCAUAGAGCAGCCCAUCCUGCUUAAAGAAGGCUUCAUGAUUAAGCGGGCCCAAGGAAGGAAACGAUUUGGAAUGAAGAAUUUUAAAAAGAGGUGGUUUCGCCUGACGAACCACGAGUUCACCUACCAGAAAAGCAAAGGUGACCAGCCCCUCUGCAACAUCCCGAUCGAGAACAUCUUGGCUGUGGAGAGGCUAGAGGAGGAGUCCUUCCGAAUGAAAAAUAUGUUCCAGGUCAUCCAGCCGGAGCGUGCACUGUACAUCCAGGCCAACAACUGUGUGGAGGCCAAGGACUGGAUUGACAUCCUCACCAAAGUGAGUCAGUGCAACCAGAAGCGCCUCACCGUGUACCACCCGUCUGCCUACCUGAAUGGCCACUGGCUCUGCUGCAGGGCCUCCUCAGACUCAGCGGCCGGCUGUACUCCCUGCACCGGUGGGCUCCCAGCAAACAUCCAGCUGGACAUUGAUGGGGACCGUGAGACAGAGCGCAUCUACUCUCUCUUUAACCUGUACAUGGGCAAGCUGGAAAAGAUGCAGGAGGCCUGUGGCAGCAAGUCUGUGUACGACGGCCCCGAGCAGGAGGAAUACUCGACUUUCAUCAUCGACGACCCCCAGGAGACCUACAAGACGCUGAAGCAGGUCAUCGCUGGGGUGGGGACCCUUGAACAGGAGCACGCACAGUACAGGAGGGACAAGUUCAAGAAGACGAGAUACGGGAGCCAGGAGCACCCCAUCGGAGACAAGAGCUGCUUCCAGAACUACAUCAGGCAGCAGUCUGAGAUCUCUACCCAUUCCAUUUAAGGCCGAGAACCUCCCAGAACAGUGCCACUGAGCCACCCCGGGAAACCAACCGCCUUCAACAGCAGAUAAAGGGACACAGAAGAUGUACACGGAGGGGAACCACGUUCGCCGGCUCCCGUGGGUCCUGCCGCACUGGUGGGGCCGCUGCGAGCCAAGCAAGCUCUUCCCCGGCAGGAACGGUUGCCUGGGCUGCGCACUCCCCUUGGCCGCCAGCACAGGUGGUCUGAGCCAUUCUGGAAUGUAUGAUCAUUUGUCUUUUUGCUACUUUGGUUUUACGGGGAUCCAGGGAUCUGUUAAAUAUUAGGCAAGUGUGGGCUUUGCUGAAACCUGUUUCCGCGUAGCGCAACCCCCCUUCAGAGAGGCCCAGCUAGUUCACCCUCGGCAAUGUGCACCUUCUGCAGGGGGCCCUGUCUCUAGUUCUUUGCCUGCUGAUCUCUGUGGCUCUACUCAUGUAGCGGUCUGGUCCUAGCCCUAGACAUUCUACUUAAUCCUGUCAUUCUACUUGGUCCCUGACUGGGACGUUAGAAGCAGUAUUUUCUUGGCAGCCAGCAGGCAGGCAGCCUUUCUCCUCAGCUUUGUUGGUUUGUUCCCGGCUAAAGGGUUGUUUUGUGGCUGGGAUAGACAGGAUGGUGCUGGAAGCCUUUGACUUUGGGGACAUGGGGUCCCUUUUUCAGCGUCCCUGGAGAGGGAGGGCUGUGAGCCCAGCCUUCUCUGGGUGACCAUCACCCCUCAGUUUGAACACAGGUCUGGAUUCCAGGUGAGGUUUUAAACUAGAGUCCACAUGAAAGUUUGGGAAAGAUUUUUAAAAUGUGCAUUUUUCAAGCUGUUUUUCUUAAUGUUCUUAAAGGGUUGUUUUUAAAAAGCAUUUUGAUAUAAGACAGUUUGGAACAUUAACACCUAUAUGCAUUAAAGGGGAUGGCACAGGGAAAUCCAAAGGGAACAGUAUUUGAUUCCUCACGAAGCCAAAGGGUCCCCAGGGCUGGAGCCCUGGGCUGGAGGCUGCACCAUCAGCAGUAAAGGCCAAACGUGGUCAUUUCGAACGCCCAUGUUCCUGAGCCCAGCAGGCUGCGCGUGGCAGUGUUGGGAGCCAUUUUGAUUGGGCUGGGAGAGUGCUGAAACAGACAAGACAGACUGCCUCAGCUGUGCCCCACAGUGCUGCUGGGGCCCCGUCCCAAACCGCAUCUCCACGAGAGGCGCUCUGUGGACAGAUGCUGCUUCAGGACAGAACCGUCCAUCCCGGUACCAGCUUCUCCUCGUUCUUGUUGGGAAGUUUACUCUGCGUCUAGAAAAAACAUGAUAGUAGUAUUGGUUGUCACAGAAGUGGAGGAUAAAAAACAAACGAACAAACAAAAAUUUGGACACAGCAGUCAGGCUGCACUGAACUUAUUUUUAACAUGGGUUUGUAACUUAAUGUCUCUGUUUAUAAGAUACUAACGAUUUGCAAUGUAUUUUACUGGUCAAUUAAAACAGAUGUUUUAUUCUU
Messenger RNA from Meriones unguiculatus (Mongolian gerbil), 4166 nucleotides. It is a transcript of the gene Rasa3, whose product is annotated as RAS p21 protein activator 3. Gene Ontology annotation, molecular function: GTPase activator activity. Bases 176 to 2683 code for a protein of 835 amino acids. Gene Ontology annotation, biological process: negative regulation of Ras protein signal transduction; intracellular signal transduction; regulation of GTPase activity. Lineage: Eukaryota; Metazoa; Chordata; Mammalia; Rodentia; Muridae. The record is from RefSeq and is a predicted model, not a curated record. The transcript has 24 exons.